GCCGCAACUCUAGUCCCUCCCCGCCCCGCACCCCCUUAACCCUAAACCGACUACCUAUUCUUGCGAUGGCUGUUGCUAAGACUACUACGAGGUCGAGUACCACUAAGCCCAGGGCUGCCAAGUCCAAGGACGUUAAGCCGAAGGAGACUAAGGCGAAGGUGCCCAAGGCAGCGGCUGGCAAGGAGAAGGCCCCUUCUGGCGCCGCUCACCCUUCGUUCAAGGAGAUGAUCAAGGAAUGUAUCGUUGACCACAAGGAGGAAGCCCGCACAGGUGUGUCGCGUGCAACUAUCAAGAAGUACAUCAGCGAGAAGUACAAGCUUGACCUCGAGAACAAUGCUUUGAACGCGUCGCAUCUUAACCGCGCUAUCGCAUCUGGCGAGAAGGAGGGUAUCUUCGCCCUCCCCAAGGGACCUUCUGGCAAGGUCAAGCUCGCACCCAAGAACAAGCCCGCCGCCAACGAGAACGCACAUCCCGCUGGCGAGAAGCCAACUAAGGAGAAGGCCGACAAGGUCACCAAGCCCGCCGCGGCUGCUAAGCCUCUCAAGAAAUCCGUUGCAAAGGCUGACACCGUGAAGAAGACCAAGGCUGCAGCAGCACCCGCAAAGAAGUCUGUCAAGGCUACUGACGCGGCCAAGAAAUCGACGACAAAGGCUGUUGCCGCACCCUCGAAGCGGAUGAAGAAGGAUGCCCCCGCGAAGAAGGUCACCAGCACGAAGGCAAACGCCAAGAAGGUUCGUGCUUCUCGUGUUCACUGUGUUAUGCAGGAUUGUUGAUCGUUGUCGAUUGUCCGCUAGCCCGCUGCGAAGGCGGCAGCAGCCAAGGCGACGGAUAAGCCAAAGUCCACCGUGAGCGCUAAGCCCCGGUCGAGAGCUAAGAAGGUCUGUCUCCAUUGUCCUCCGUACGCAGCGAUGCGCUGACUGUUGUCCUCCACAGCCGGAGUCGAACGUCGUGUAAGCGAUGGAUGGUCCUCGCGUGUCGUCUCUUUGGUCUAUAUUAUUAGUUUCUGUUAUACCUUAUCUCUACCCUGGUCUCGUCGCCUAGUGUCACUGGUCUGUACGAGUAUGCGUGUAUGAAGAGUUACUUGGUCUUUGUCGUGCUCCCAUCAGUUCUAGUCAUGUCCGUUCGAAUCUAUGCCCUAUCGCAUCUUACACAAGCCACUUACAGCGAGCGACGUGUGUGUGCAGUGUAACAUUGUAGCUUUUCCCUUGAGUUUGAAGGUGU
Rhodofomes roseus is the source of this 1221-nucleotide messenger RNA. RefSeq lists its product as uncharacterized. Gene Ontology annotation, cellular component: nucleus; nucleosome. The coding region runs from base 66 to 773 and encodes 235 amino acids. The record is from RefSeq and is a predicted model, not a curated record. Gene Ontology annotation, molecular function: double-stranded DNA binding; nucleosomal DNA binding. Gene Ontology annotation, biological process: chromosome condensation; negative regulation of DNA recombination; nucleosome assembly. The transcript has 4 exons. NCBI's taxonomy places the organism in Eukaryota, Fungi, Basidiomycota, Agaricomycetes, Polyporales, Fomitopsidaceae.